This is a messenger RNA of Aureobasidium subglaciale EXF-2481, 528 nucleotides long. RefSeq lists its product as uncharacterized. The record is from RefSeq and is a predicted model, not a curated record. Gene Ontology annotation, cellular component: nucleus; cyclin-dependent protein kinase holoenzyme complex. Gene Ontology annotation, molecular function: cyclin-dependent protein serine/threonine kinase regulator activity; protein kinase binding. Bases 1 to 528 code for a protein of 175 amino acids. The transcript has 2 exons. Gene Ontology annotation, biological process: regulation of cyclin-dependent protein serine/threonine kinase activity. Lineage: Eukaryota; Fungi; Ascomycota; Dothideomycetes; Dothideales; Saccotheciaceae.
AUGCCCCUCAAAUAUGAGACAUGCAACCCCAAGGAUCUAGGCUACUUGAUCAGCAAUAUGCUCAUGGAAUUGAUCCGUCUAAAUGACAAACUUCCUCUUAAUGGCCGUCUGACCAGGUUCCACUCCAGGGCUCCGCCUGGCAUCUCCUGUCACGACUACCUGCAGCGUCUCAUCCAACACGCUACGCUCUCACCACCCAUCCUCCUCUCUAUCGUCUAUUACAUCGACCGCUUAUGCUCGCUCUAUCCCUCAUUUACCAUCAGUAGCCUCACUGUCCAUCGAUUCCUGAUCACUGCUGCCACUGUUGCUGCAAAGGGCUUGAGUGAUAGUUUCUGGACCAAUCCUACUUAUGCUAGAAUUGGUGGUAUUAGUGUCAGCGAACUUGCUACCUUGGAGAUGGAGUUUCUGGAGAAGGUCCAAUGGCGCAUUGUGCCCAAGCCGGAGGUCUUGGUUGACUACUAUGUGAGCCUGGUCCAGAGGAACGAAGGCUUCCAACUCGAGGCCGCAACAGAAGCGGAACCGACCUGA